Pollicipes pollicipes is the source of this 660-nucleotide messenger RNA. Its product is annotated as thioredoxin-2-like. The coding region runs from base 119 to 439 and encodes 106 amino acids. The transcript is spliced from 4 exons. Gene Ontology annotation, molecular function: protein-disulfide reductase activity. The record is from RefSeq and is a predicted model, not a curated record. NCBI's taxonomy places the organism in Eukaryota, Metazoa, Arthropoda, Thecostraca, Pollicipedomorpha, Pollicipedidae.
CAACGCGGUUGCCGCAGUCGCAGAGUUGCAGAGCUGGAAGGCGGGGUUGCUUGGGUCGCCUCCUGUCGCCUGGACUGUUCGCAGACACGUUCAUCCGACGUUUCCUUAAGUACUCAGAAUGUCGGUUACCCAAGUCCAGUCAACAGAUGAGUUUAAGAGCAAGCUGAAGGAGGCCGCCAACAAGCUGGUUGUGGUGGAUUUUUAUGCCACCUGGUGCGGGCCGUGCAAAAUGAUCGCCCCGAAGAUCGCGGCGAUGGCCAAGGAGCACACGGACGUGGUGUUCCUGAAGGUGGACGUGGAGGAGCUGGACGACCUGGCUGCCGACUACGAGAUCAACUGCAUGCCCACCUUCAUCUUCAUCAAGCAGGGCGAGAAGGUGACCAGCUUCUCGGGCGCCAACGCCGACAGGCUGCUGGAGCUGGUGACACAGCACAAGUAGGCGCUUGUACCGGCCGCCGCCGCCGCCUCCCGCACAAUCCUGCGCGCGCCAGCGCAGUGCCAUCUUCGGCGGCGUGCGGUCGCCGCGCCCCCUGCCGGGCCGAAUUCCAGCGCGGCGCGGGGCUGCGUCUGGCCUGCCUCGCACCGCAGCCCGCCGGUGGCCGGGCGUCCGGCUGAGAAUGACCAAGUGUUCUUCACUGUUGCGCCUUAUCCUGUAUUUGC